CAAAUUUUCAGCCAAAAUGCCUACAAAAUGGACGGAAAGCGCUGAAGCCACGCUUGUCGAGUUGACAUCAAAAUCCCGACCUCUAUGGACUGUGAGAGCUAAGAAAGAUUUCGGUGAUAAUGAGAUGAUCGAAAUGUUUCGUAUCCGUGAGGGCCUCAACUCCAAGACCUCUAGUGCAUUUACCGUCGAAAUGAUUAUGGAAAAGUGGCUGGAGAUCCGUCUCCUAUUCGAUCUCAAGUACGCAAUGAACGGAUACACUUUGGAGGAUCGUGGGCAUCACAUCCGCCGUGACGGAAGCUUGAAAGACGAUUUGAACGAGAGUUGGAAGCUCUUUAAGAAAUUGGACUUUUUGGUGGAUCCCAGCGCUGGCGAGAAGAAGGUCUUCAAGUGAUUUAUUGAUUUAUUGAUUUUUUUUGGUAUUUGCUACGAGUUUUUGUGUAUUUUGAAAACGAUCUCCAUAUCUUCUUGAUAAAUAAAUUAUUGAUUUU
Molecule: messenger RNA, 488 nt
Organism: Caenorhabditis elegans
Lineage: Eukaryota; Metazoa; Nematoda; Chromadorea; Rhabditida; Rhabditidae
Gene: F36D1.9
Product: MADF domain-containing protein
Exons: 4
Coding region: 17-391 (124 amino acids)
Source: RefSeq, marked reviewed